AUGACAGGGUCACGUGGACUGCUGUGUACUUUUCACUCGGAGCCACCGGAGCGGCGCGCCGCCACGGACGAGUCGGGGAAGGAGUUCGUCGACAUCGUCUACGAGAAGGCCGUGGGAGAGGGCAUCGCCAAGAUCACCAUAAACCGGCCAAAUAGAAGGAACGACGCUAGAGAUGAUAGUUCCAUUGGAGUCAUCAUUCUUACAGGCAGGGAAGGUACCACUACCACCAACGCUAGAGAUGAUAGUUCCAAAAAAACAAAAGCAUUUCCGCGUCCAUGGAGGAUAAUGGAGCUGGGUUUGCUCACUGUCGGUGUCGGAGAUGAGCUUAUUUUCGAUGUUUUGGCUGACCAGGGAACCGAGGCGUUCUGCAGCGGCGGUGACCAGGCGUUAAGAGAUUCUGAUGGGUAUGUUGACUUCGAUAGCUUCGGUCGCCUCAACGUUCUAGAUCUCCAGGUGCAAAUUCGUCGUCUUCCAAAGCCUGUUAUUGCUAUGGUUGCUGGUUAUGCUGUUGGUGGUGGGCAUGUUUUGCAUAUGGCUGGUUACGGGUCUUCAAUAAUGUCCCGGUUGGUUGGACCAAAGAGGGCCCGUGAGAUGUGGUUUCUGUCGCGGUUCUAUACAGCUGAUGAAGCCGACAAAAUGGGACUUGUGAACAUUGUGGUGCCAGCAGAUCUUAAGGAACAACCCCAUGGCCAUCGGGUGCUGAAAUCUGCACUCAAAGCGGCUGAUGACGGCCAUGCAGGUCUUCAGGAGCUUGGCGAGAAUGCCACCCUGAUAUUCUACGGCACUGAGAAAGCAAAGGAAGGGAAGAAUGCGUACAUGGAGAGACGACGCUCGGAUUUCUCCAAAUUCCCACAGAAACCUUGA
Molecule: messenger RNA, 864 nt
Organism: Miscanthus lutarioriparius
Lineage: Eukaryota; Viridiplantae; Streptophyta; Magnoliopsida; Poales; Poaceae
Source: the annotation of a GenBank genome assembly